UCCUCAUCAUCUUACUCGUUAGAAAGCGGCCGUUCGUACAUCCUGGUCAUCUGAAGUUCGAAAUGGUUCGAAAGGUGUUGCUGAUAUUUGCAUUGGUUCAGGUGGUCUUUGGGAGUGACAUGGCACCAUGGAAUUACGAUGACACUAUGAAAUGGGGUGAUGAUUAUCCCUUUUGCGAUGGUAAUGAACAAUCCCCAAUCGACAUUAAGGAUGCAAUGGAAAAAGAAUUUGACAACUUGUUGUCAUUCAGUACGAAUUACAUGACAUGCAUCACAGGAACCCUGUUCAAUAAUGGACACACAGUUCAAUUUAACGUGGACGAAAGUGAGCCCUCAAGAUUGAUAUUCCAAGGACCACUAGGAAGCCAGCCCUACAAAUUGCUGCAAUUCCACUUACAUUGGGGUUCCGAUUCCACGAAGGGCUCUGAGCAUACCUUGGAUGGCCAAGCCUUCCCUGCGGAAAUCCACUUGGUUCACGUAAACGCGAGUCUCGACGGACCCCUUGGUAAGCGGGGUGACCUGGCUGUGGUCGGCUUAUUCAUCGAAGUUGGUGAAAACGCAAAAAUGGCCUUUCAGCCUCUGGUUGAAAAACUUCCGAGUCUGAAGAAUAAGGAUGACAGCACUUCAAUUACCAUCAACAUGGCAGACAUUCUGGGAGGCGUGGAAGAUUUCAGCAAAUGGACCACCUAUCUCGGAUCUUUGACCACCCCUGGUUGUAACGAGAUUGUGACUUGGAUUAAUAUGGAGGAUCCAAUCAAAAUGGCCGAGGAAGAGUUGAAAGAACUAAGAACACUCAUCAAUUCCGAUAAGAAACCAAUGGUGGACAACUUCCGACCUCCAUUGGAACUUAAGGAUAGAAAAUUGUACAAAAAUAUGCCAAAAGCAACUUAAACGUUCGUACCUGUCCGUGUCAUUUCAAAUAAGUUCAGAUAUGCUAUUGAUCCUAUUACAUUAU
This is a messenger RNA of Tigriopus californicus, 954 nucleotides long. Its product is annotated as carbonic anhydrase 2-like. The record is from RefSeq and is a predicted model, not a curated record. Bases 63 to 890 code for a protein of 275 amino acids. The transcript has 7 exons. Lineage: Eukaryota; Metazoa; Arthropoda; Copepoda; Harpacticoida; Harpacticidae. Gene Ontology annotation, molecular function: zinc ion binding; carbonate dehydratase activity.